CUAACCAAAUUCAAAGAUGAUGAACCCCAUUAAUCCUAGAAAUUAAUUAUAAGGGAACUUUGUGUGUAUAUAUAUAGAUGACUUCCUGGUUAACAUUUACAUCAAUCCAAAUUAAUCUUACUCUUUGCAGAUUUUCUCAGCUAAUUAAAGUUUCCUAGUUUUCUCUCUACUUAAUUAACUACUCAUCAUUAAUGGCUUUCACAACUCUUUCCUACACCAAAAUUAUGAUGAUCAUGAUGAUACUUAUUUUGAUCAUGCUAGAAAAUACUUACGUUAAAACACAAAGGAUUGUACCUGCAGUCUUCGUAUUCGGAGACUCGAUUGUAGAUGUUGGUAACAACAACAAUUUACCGACUCUCAUAAAAUCAAAUUUCCCACCGUACGGAAGGGAUUUUGCAAAUCACAACUCAACUGGCCGAUUUUCUAAUGGAAAAUUGGCCAUUGAUUAUUUAGUUGAUGCUCUCAACUUCGAGUCCUAUCCACAAGCUUAUCUAAGCACACAUGGAAGUAGCAAUGAACUUUUAUUUGGAGCAAAUUUUGCUUCAGCUGCUUCGGGAUAUGAUGAUUCUACCGCUAAUUUAUACUUUAGCAUAUCAUUAUCGAAGCAGCUACAAUAUUUUGGAGAAUAUCAAUCGAGAAUUGUUGGAAUGGUAGGGCAAGCAAAUGCUUCGUCCAUAUUUUCAAGUGGACUUUAUAUAGUGAGUGCAGGGACUAGUGACCUAAUUCAAAAUUAUUAUAUUAGUCCCAUUCUUCGAGCUACCUAUCCAAAUAUUCACAACUAUUUCAACACUCUUCUCAGAAAUUAUGAGCAAUUUAUUGAGAAUUUGCAUUCAAUGGGAGCAAGAAGAAUUGGAGUGGCUUCAUUGGGACCUCUAGGGUGUUUGCCUGGAGCCAUAACAUUAUUUGGAGUUGGAAAUAAUAAUCAAUGUGUGGAUAGACUCAAUUAUGAUGCUAUCUAUUUUAACAGAAGAUUAAAUUCCACCUCACAAUUGUUAAGGAACAGGUUACCUGACCUGAAUUUGCUUGUGUUGGAUAUAUACCAACCCUUGUACAACCUUAUCAACAAUCCUAUCGAAAAUGGGUUUUAUGAGACGAGAAAGGGUUGUUGUGGAUUAGGGAUAGUAGAAACAUCAAUACUGUGUAAUUCAUUAUCAAUUGGAACAUGUUCGAAUGCAUCAGAUCAUAUUUUUUGGGAUGCUUUUCAUCCAUCUCAGGCAGCCAAUCAUUUACUUUCUACUUAUAUGAUUGGUGCUGGUUACUCCCUUGUCACCUAAUUGUAUUUAUUAAUAUGUUCAUUUAUUAUGUAA
This is a messenger RNA of Cannabis sativa, 1307 nucleotides long. RefSeq names its product GDSL esterase/lipase At5g03820-like. Lineage: Eukaryota; Viridiplantae; Streptophyta; Magnoliopsida; Rosales; Cannabaceae. The record is from RefSeq and is a predicted model, not a curated record. Bases 192 to 1274 code for a protein of 360 amino acids. The transcript has 5 exons. Gene Ontology annotation, molecular function: hydrolase activity, acting on ester bonds.